AUGGCUGAGCUCCCAUCAAAGGUGCACCUCUACUCACACCCCAUCUGCCUGAGGAUCCAUGGGCCCUGGGUGUACGAGGACGAGAACCAGCGCACCUGGCUGCCUCUCUUCACGGAAACAGGGGGUGUCCUGCAAGUACUGUUGCGCCAGGAAGACAACCCCGUUGGGCAUAUGGCAACCACCAAAAGCCGGCUCACCUCGAGCAUCAUGCCUUUGAUGUGGACGCUCCACUCUGGAAGCCAGUAUGAGGACCACAUGCACCGGUUCUGGCGCAUUGUGCACCACGUCAAUGUGGAUGGAGUGGAGGAAAUGAUCCUUGAGCUGAUGGAAGAUGCCUAG
Messenger RNA from Myotis brandtii (Brandt's bat), 339 nucleotides. RefSeq names its product T-cell leukemia/lymphoma protein 1A. Gene Ontology annotation, molecular function: protein serine/threonine kinase activator activity. The transcript has a single exon. Gene Ontology annotation, biological process: positive regulation of peptidyl-serine phosphorylation. Bases 1 to 339 code for a protein of 112 amino acids. NCBI's taxonomy places the organism in Eukaryota, Metazoa, Chordata, Mammalia, Chiroptera, Vespertilionidae. The record is from RefSeq and is a predicted model, not a curated record.